CAUAUUGAUACUGCGUGGAACGCAAAUCCCGGAAGUGCUGAGAAACCUCCUUUGUUUUGGGGGUCGGAGGCUCAGAACUGGACGGUCGCUGGCCCGGGGCCCGAGCCGGGUGGACAGGCUGUUAUACCUAUGGAGAACAACCUGUUUAUCAAAGGCCCCCACAGGGUCAGUCAUCAUUGCAACAACCCAAUGACUGAAAGGAUAUUAACGCUCACCCUGGAGAUCAUCUACCUGCUGACUGGAGAGGAUUAUAUUGUUAUGAAGAAGUCUGGUGACCAUGUCUCACCCGGGAGCAGCCAUCAUAAUGUGUCAGAAGGUUUCUCCCGAACCCAGAUUCUCCGCACGGUGUCUCCUCUUCGCUCCCUGAUCCAUGAGAGAAACCAUGAUCAAAAGAUCCUGGAAUUGACCAAUCAGAUCAUCCACCUGCUGACUGGAGAGGUUCCUAUUAGAUGUGAGGAUGUCACUGUCUAUUUCUCCGUGGAGGAGUGGGAGUAUGUAGAAGGACACAGGGAUCUCUACAAGGACAUCAUAACCGAGAAACACCAGCCCCUCAGCUCACUGGGGGAGACAUCAACUUUGACUUCAGUUCCACAAGAAGAAUCUGCUGUUGUCCAGAAAACAAACAGUAAAAGUAGAACCGAAGCAAAGUGUUUCAGAAAGAAAAAUCUUAACAAAAGAUUAUGCAAAACUCUGGGAAAAGUUUACAAAAGUUCUAUCUUCAGUGGAAGUAAAUCUGAGGAUAUUUGUACAGCUACAGACUAUUUACAGAGAGUGGAUGCAUGCACUCACAUUAAGGAGAAAGCAGCCUUAAGUACAGAAAAAAAUCUCCCAAAUGUUCCUAAAUCCUCAGAACAUCCACAGACUGACUAUCCAUCUACUCAUAUUAAGGAAGAACCAGCCUCAUGUAAUGAAGGACAUCUCACAGACAUUUCUACACCAUCAGAACAUCCACAGACAGAAUAUCCAUCUAUUCACAUUAAGGAUGAAGCAGCCUUAUGUGAAGAAGGAAAUCUCACAGAUGUUUAUGGACCAAGAGAACAUCCACAGGGCCCCUAUACAUCUGUGCAUCUUAAUGGGGAAAUGGUUUCACAUCAGGAAGGAAGUAUUACGGGGAUGUAUACACGAAUAGAUCCUAUACAUGUAAAAUAUACAUCUACUUACACUAAUGAAGAGACACCCUGUUUUGAAGGAGAUCCUCCAUACACUGAUCCAUAUGAACCCCCGGGAUAUCAUUAUAAGAAGGCAACUUCUGGAGAAAUGGCUAAUAUCACUAUUGAUAUACCAACGCCAUAUAUAUCUACUUAUAUUAAGGAAGAACCGGCCUCAUAUGAAGAAGUCUGCAACAAUAUUGUAAUGCAUACGCAAGCAGAAUAUGCAUCUUUUUCUAGUUUCAGUGACACGCCAUCGGACCACGAGCUGAAUGUUCAGUCAGGGAAUAGGCAUGUUUGUUCUGCAUGCGGGAAAGACUUCCUCUAUAAAUCUAAACUUAUUCGACACCAGAGGCUUCAUACGGGAGAGAAACCGUUUGCAUGUCCUGUGUGUGGGAAAUGCUUCACACAAGCUUCCAGCCUCUCAACCCAUCGACGACGUCACACGGGCGAAAAGCCAUUUGUUUGCUUCGAAUGUGGCAAAUGUUAUACUGACAACAAAAACCUAAUUAAGCAUUUUAAAAUCCACUCACAAGAGAAAAUGUUUGUGUGCUCGGAAUGCGGUAGAUGCUUUCUGUCAGUAUCAGAGCUGGUGUCGCAUCAGAGAAUUCACAUAAAGGAGAAACCAUUUUCAUGUUCUGUGUGUGGGAAAUGCUUUACGUGUAAAGCACAUGUUGCCAGACAUCAGAUAAUCCACACAGGGGAGAGGCCAUUUUCCUGCAACAAUUGCGGGAAAUGCUUUGCAAGGAAUGCAACACUGGCUGCACAUCAGAGAAUUCACACAGGAGAGAAACCAUUUCCUUGCACCGAAUGUGGGAAAUAUUUCCGAUAUAAGAGCCAUUUUAACAGACAUAUGAGAAUACACAGUAGAGACUAUCGGAUUAAAAGUACUUUGUGAAUUCAAUGUGCAAUGUAAAUAUAAGCUGUUUUCGUUUUUACUUUUUUAUUAUUAUUAAGGGAAAAAUUAAGAAAAAAAUUGUCUUUUAAAUAAUAUGUAUUGAUACAUUAUGUUUGUUUAUGUACUAGUACCAACAUUCCUUAUAUAUGUCAGCCUGGGACAUCGUUAGUCCUCAGGGAAAUCUGUGCUUGAACAUUGUCUGUUUUUUAUUUCGAAUUGCCCAAAGAUUAAUCCAAUAGAUUUAUUCCUGAAUGCAACUGGAAGAUUUAACUUAAAUAUCAAAAAAGUCUAAUCAUUUGUUUUACCUGCUUUUACACUUUGCAGUUACCUGUGGGAUUUAAUUUGUUCUAAAGUAUUUCAGAUAAACAAAUGGCUGUUAAGCUUUAGCUGCUAUAAAUGCUCCUGUGAAAUGCAUUGGCCCACGGAGCUGAACUUUCACUGUUUUAACAACCACCCCACUGCCCAGGUUUAAAACAUUGCUUGGCAUGUGAAUUAUGUCUGUAUGUUAUGUGAAUUAUUUUCUAUUAUUUUACCUAAAGGGAUACUUUAAGCACCAUAACCACUAAAACGUGCUGUAGUUGUUAUGGUGUCUGGUUCCUGUUUAUGAAUGGUUUAAUACUUGCCUAACUAUUUUGAGUGUUCACAGUCCUUCCAGUCUGAGUUAAUAUUCUAAAGCAGAAAUUCAAUGGCUCAAUUUGUACCAACUCAUACAAAGUUUGGACAUUACUAUUCAUAGGAUAGGAGGGUCAGCUGACAUCCCUCCGCCAAUGGAUACAAACAAAGCUUGGUAUGUGUUGGUCUGAUAAUGCAGAAGCUCAGAACAAAAGGACAGUGUACACCCUACAUCGCAGGAUAACUGUAGUUGUUAUGGUGCAAACAGUGUCUUUUUAAUAUAAGAAUGUUUCACAAAUUGAAUGUGUUCUUGAGAAUUUUCCUGCAGUGGUUUAAUUAGCACUACCUGGCGCUAAAUUUAAUUCAAAUACUAGAGAAUCAACUACUAUCAAUCAACACACAGAUUACUAAGAUCCCAGUAGAAUAAUAUAUCUUGUUUAGCCAUAUGUUAGCUUUUCAGCAACGUAUUGUUCUCUGAAAACAUUGCAUAAUUUCCACAUCAUUCUCUAAAGAUCAAUAAACUUCUAUAUUGUAUAAUUACUAAGAACAAAUAUGUGAGCAAUCAGUUUAUUAUACGGCAGAGGAAUUCUGGUAAAAUACUGCAAAAGGAAAUCAACCGUAUUCUAUUGCAAAAUCAACAAAAAGCACCAUAACCGCUGCAGUGCACUGUAGUGGUUGUGGUGUCAGGAGUACCCUGGUGCCUCAAUCAUAAGAAGUCAAGUAGUAACGAGAACAGUUGCUUGUGCACUAUCCCAAAUCACUAUGCACAUUUAAAUAAAUGGAGGUUAUUUAGUAACUCUAGUGGCCAUUAGAUUGUAAACUCACCUGCCAUGUCAAGGCAUACCUCUUGGGUGAGUACUACGCUAAUAAUUCACCUUGCUUCUUUCAGCUUUGGUUAA
This is a messenger RNA of Pelobates fuscus (common spadefoot toad), 3557 nucleotides long. RefSeq names its product oocyte zinc finger protein XlCOF7.1-like. Lineage: Eukaryota; Metazoa; Chordata; Amphibia; Anura; Pelobatidae. The record is from RefSeq and is a predicted model, not a curated record. The transcript has 5 exons. Gene Ontology annotation, cellular component: nucleoplasm. Gene Ontology annotation, biological process: regulation of transcription by RNA polymerase II. Gene Ontology annotation, molecular function: DNA-binding transcription repressor activity, RNA polymerase II-specific; RNA polymerase II cis-regulatory region sequence-specific DNA binding. Bases 130 to 2046 code for a protein of 638 amino acids.